GAGCCCCAGAAACUACAAGGAAGCUAAUUAAUCCUACUUGCUCCAGCUCAUUUUCACACAUCAAUGCCCAAAAAGCUCCCACACUGCUUUUCAAAUUUUUUACUACUAUUUAGUUCAAAUGAUCACACUUUUUUUGUCUUUUUAUUUGGUUCUUUUCUGCAGUGAGUAGUGUUCUUUCUUUAAUUAACAUUUUCCUAAAAGACACUCUUUACUCAGACAAAAUCAGCUAUUUUAAGCUCAAAACCCCCAUAAAGAUUGGACCUUUCUGCAAUUAGUGUAAAGAAUAGUUGUUUUUAGUUUCAAGAAUCAUUUUAUUACCUCAAAUUAUUUGGUGGGUCUUAGGUCUAGACAUCAAAUCAAAUCUGUAGUAGUUGCAUUGGCAAAUCAAGAAUUGUGGGUCAAAUUAGCUUUUUUUUUGCUGGCUGGUUUGAGUCCAAAUCAGAGUCAAUACAUCUUUUUGAAAGUUGAGUCUUUGUUGGAAUAGCUAAGGAAACAUACCCAAGUGGCAGAUUUCACUAUUUUUGAAUGUGGAGGAUUAUAAAAGAUCCACAGUAGAGGGACAAUGAUUCUUGAUUUAUUGUACUAUGGGAAAUGCAAGAAAGGCUGGGUUUUUAUGUUGCUAGUAGAACUUAUCAGUCAAGUGAACUGACAGAAAGUUUUGAAUUUUUUCUGUAAUUAGUAGAGUUUGAUUUGAUUUGAAGUUAAUAAAUUUGAAGUUCUGGUAGAUUAGUUAGAAAGACUUUUGGCUAAAAUGUCUGGAGAAGAUACACAAGAACUUCGUUCGUUGGCCUUGACACCAACAUGGUCUGUUGCUUCUGUAUUGACUAUAUUUGUUGCUGUUUCACUGCUUGUGGAGCGAUCCAUUCACAGGUUAUCUAAUUGGUUGAGGAAAACCAAUAGAAAGCCAUUGUUAGCUGCUGUGGAGAAAAUGAAAGAAGAGUUGAUGCUUCUUGGAUUCAUUUCUCUCCUUCUCACAGCAACUUCCAGCAUCAUAUCUAAUAUUUGCAUACCGUCAAAGUUUUACAAUAAUGCAUUUGCUCCAUGUACAAAGUCUGAAGUUGAUGAAGAAAUGGAGAAUAAAGAUUUGAAGGAGCGUAAACUUUUGAUGGCUUUUGGUCUUCAUAGGAGAGUAUUAAAUUCCUUCAAUCAAAAUACGUGUGGAGAGAACCAUGAACCUUUUGUAUCAUAUGAAGGCCUUGAGCAGCUGCAUCGCUUCAUCUUCGUCAUGGCCAUUACUCAUAUAUCUUAUAGUUGCUUGACAAUGCUGCUGGCGAUUGUUAAGGUCCACAGUUGGAGGGUGUGGGAAGAUCAAGCGCAGAAUGACAGGCAUGAUGUACUAACUGACAUUUCUAGAGCCAAGACAUUCCGAAGGCAGUCGACUUUUGUCAGAGUUCAUACAUCAAGUCCACUUGCCAGGAACCAUUUCCUUGUUUGGGUGACCUGUUUCUUCCGGCAGUUUGGCCGCACAGUUGUUCGUGCUGAUUACCUUACUCUGCGCAAGGGUUUUAUCAUGAAUCACAACCUUACAUCAAACUAUGAUUUUCACAGCUAUAUGAUUCGCUCGAUGGAAGAAGAAUUCCAAAGAAUAGUUGGUGUAAGUGGCCCUCUCUGGGGAUUCGUGGUGGGUUUUAUGCUGUUUAAUGUAAAAGGAUCGAAUCUGUAUUUCUGGAUAGCGUUAAUUCCUAUCAUUCUUGUACUACUCGUGGGUACAAAACUGCAGCAUGUAAUCGCAACCUUGGCAUUGGAGAGUGCUGCAAUUACUGGCUCAUUCUCAAGGGCCAAGCUAAAACCACGAGACGAACUUUUUUGGUUCAAAAAACCAGAAUUACUUUUGUCCUUGAUUCAUUUUGUCCUUUUCCAGAAUGCAUUUGAGCUAGCUUCAUUUUUUUGGUUCUGGUGGCAAUUUGGGUAUAACUCAUGCUUCAUAAAGAACCACACACUUGUGUAUCUACGACUCGUUAUGGGGUUUGUUGGACAAUUCCUUUGCAGUUAUAGCACCUUGCCACUCUAUGCCCUGGUUACACAGAUGGGUACAAACUAUAAGGCUGCAUUGAUUCCACAGAGAAUAAGAGAAACGAUCCACGGAUGGGGAAAGGCAGCAAGAAGAAAAAGGAGAAUGCGUAUGUUCCCAGAUGAUUCAACUGUGCACACUGAUACAAGCACCGUGAUGUCCCUCGAGGAAUAUGAUCAUGACCAGUUGGUUGAUAGCCCUCGAACAGUGCAUGGUGCAGGUACAGAAAUCGAGUUACAGCCACCAACAACUGUCACGGAGGAUCAUCAUUCAGUAACAAUUAACGACACUUCAAGUCGUAUUGGUACUCCUCUCCUUCGACCCUGUGCCUCUAUUUCUUCCGCAACUUCCCCAAAUCUUCCACCUGAAGUAAUAUCAAGAUCAUCUUCAAUGCCUGCUAGAGGACAUUUGAGUUUGGGUAAACAAUUACCAUUAUAGUGAAGUCGCAAAACAACACGAAGUGAAGUUGGUGUUGAUACUUCUGCAGGUUUGUUUAACGUUGCAUAUAACAUAUAUACUUGAAGAUGUUUGACAUGUGAAAUCAAAGAAAUAUGCAGGUAGGAAAGAAAUAGUUUCUAUAGUUGCAAAAAUAUUUUCCCCCAAAACGCUCUGGAUUGAAAAAUCUGUAAUGGCUGUUUCUAUGUAGUAUCCCUUGUAUAAUCAGUUACACACAUGAGCUAUCUAGGUAAGAUAGAGCAUCUUAAAGCUUGUAUGUUUUCCUUCGUCAAAUAGUUAAAGAGUUUAACUUUGUAUACAUCGACAAUUUGGAGGAUUAUACACCAUCAUGUUGCAACAGAUAACUUGUCUUACUUUU
Messenger RNA from Solanum tuberosum (potato), 2825 nucleotides. RefSeq names its product MLO-like protein 11. The transcript has 15 exons. Bases 752 to 2449 code for a protein of 565 amino acids. The record is from RefSeq and is a predicted model, not a curated record. Gene Ontology annotation, cellular component: membrane. NCBI's taxonomy places the organism in Eukaryota, Viridiplantae, Streptophyta, Magnoliopsida, Solanales, Solanaceae. Gene Ontology annotation, biological process: defense response.